This is a messenger RNA of Gorilla gorilla gorilla (western lowland gorilla), 7971 nucleotides long. RefSeq names its product poly(ADP-ribose) polymerase family member 14 (gene PARP14). Gene Ontology annotation, biological process: negative regulation of gene expression; protein poly-ADP-ribosylation. Lineage: Eukaryota; Metazoa; Chordata; Mammalia; Primates; Hominidae. Gene Ontology annotation, cellular component: cytoplasm; nucleus. Bases 322 to 5727 code for a protein of 1801 amino acids. The transcript is spliced from 17 exons. The record is from RefSeq and is a predicted model, not a curated record. Gene Ontology annotation, molecular function: NAD+ poly-ADP-ribosyltransferase activity; transcription corepressor activity.
GCGGUUGGGGCGAGCGGCAGGUAGGGGGCCCGGAGUUAGGAGGGGGUGUGGGAGCCCGCGGAGCACAGGUGAACGGAGGCCGCCUUCCCGGGGCGCCGCUGGCCAGCCCCAAAGGGUUACUUUGGCCUUGGCUGUGGGCCGAAUGCGAAGGUGGGGAGGUGGGCGGGGGAUGACUCUGCCAUUCCUGGGUCCGCUGUGUUAGGCUGAAGGCAAAAGGAAACCAAGGCCUGGGAGUUUUCCAGGAAACGAAAGCGAAAGAGUCAAAGUUAGCUGCCCGGAGUUGGCGCGGCCCCUGCAGUCCGGCGGAGAGCGGAGCUGAGGAUGGCUGUGCCCGGCUCCUUCCCGCUGCUGGUCGAGGGCUCCUGGGGCCCCGACCCCCCGAAGAACUUGAACACCAAGUUGCAGAUGUACUUCCAGAGUCCGAAGAGGUCGGGAGGCGGCGAGUGUGAGGUCCGCCAGGAUCCCAGGAGCCCAUCCCGCUUCCUGGUGUUCUUCUACCCGGAGGACGUUCGGCAGAAGGUUCUGGAGAGAAAAAAUCAUGAGUUGGUAUGGCAAGGAAAAGGAACAUUCAAGUUAACUGUCCAGUUACCUGCAACCCCAGAUGAAAUCCAUCAUGUCUUUGAAGAGGAACUUCUAACAAAGGAAUCCAAGACCAAAGAAGAUGUUAAAGAACCAGAUGUGUCAGAAGAAUUGGAUACAAAACUCCCUCUUGAUGGUGGAUUAGACAAAAUGGAAGAUAUCCCAGAGGAAUGUGAAAAUAUUUCCUCUUUGGUGGCAUUUGAAAACCUCAAGGCAAAUGUGACUGACAUAAUGCUAAUCUUGUUAGUGGAGAACAUAAGUGGCCUGUCUAAUGAUGACUUUCAAGUGGAAAUAAUAAGAGAUUUUGAUGUUGCCGUUGUUACCUUUCAAAAGCACAUAGAUACUGUAAGAUUUGUUGAUGAUUGUACCAAGCACCAUUCAAUUAAACAACUUCAGCUUUCUCCAAGACUUCUGGAAGUGACAAACACAAUCAGGGUUGAAAACCUGCCACCUGGUGCUGAUGACUACAGUUUAAAACUUUUCUUUGAAAAUCCCUAUAAUGGAGGGGGAAGAGUUGCCAAUGUUGAAUAUUUUCCUGAAGAGAGUUCAGCUCUGAUUGAAUUUUUUGACAGAAAAGUGUUAGACACCAUCAUGGCCACAAAACUCGACUUCAAUAAAAUGCCACUUUCUGUGUUCCCAUACUAUGCCUCAUUGGGCACAGCCUUGUAUGGAAAGGAGAAGCCUCUGAUCAAGCUUCCAGCACCAUUUGAAGAGUCACUAGAUCUUCCCUUAUGGAAGUUCUUACAGAAAAAGAAUCACCUCAUUGAGGAGAUAAACGAUGAAAUGAGGCGUUGUCACUGUGAGCUCACUUGGUCCCAACUCAGUGGUAAAGUUACCAUCAGACCAGCAGCCACCUUAGUCAAUGAAGGAAGACCGAGAAUCAAGACCUGGCAGGCAGAUACUUCCACAACACUCUCUAGCAUCAGGUCUAAAUAUAAAGUCACCCCAAUUAAAGUGGAUCCAACAAUGUGGGACACCAUAAAAAAUGAUGUGAAAGAUGACAGGAUUUUGAUUGAGUCUGAUACACUUAAGGAGAUGGUAAUCUUAGCAGGGAAAUCAGAGGAUGUCCAAAGCAUUGAGGUACAAGUCAAGGAGUUAAUAGAAAGCACUACUCAAAAAAUUAAAAGGGAAGAGCAAAGUUUGAAGGAAAAAAUGAUCAUUUCUCCAGGCAGGUAUUUUCUUUUGUGUCACACCAGUCUACUGGACCAUUUACUCACGGAGUGCCCAGAGAUAGAGAUUUGUUAUGAUAGAGUCACUCAACACUUGUGCUUGAAAGGACCUAGUGCAGAUGUGUAUAAAGCAAAGUGUGAAAUCCAGGAAAAGGUGUACACCAUGGCUCAGAAAAACAUUCAGGUUUCUCCUGAGAUUUUUCAGUUUUUGCAACAGGUAAACUGGAAAGAAUUCUCUAAGUGUCUUUUCAUAGCACAGAAGAUUCUUGCACUUUAUGAGCUAGAGGGUACAACUGUUCUCUUAACCAGCUGUUCUUCUGAAGCCCUGUUAGAAGCAGAAAAGCAAAUGCUCAGUGCCUUAAAUUAUAAGCGCAUUGAAGUUGAGAACAAAGAAGUUCUUCAUGGCAAGAAAUGGAAAGGGCUCACUCACAAUUUGCUUAAGAAACAAAAUUCCUCCCCAAACACUGUAAUCAUCAAUGAGUUAACUUCAGAAACCACAGCUGAAGUCAUCAUUACAGGCUGUGUAAAAGAAGUAAACGAAACCUAUAAAUUGCUUUUUAACUUCAUUGAACAAAACAUGAAAAUAGAGAGACUGGUUGAAGUAAAGCCUUCCUUAGUUAUUGACUAUUUAAAGACAGAAAAGAAGCUAUUCUGGCCAAAGAUAAAGAAGGUAAAUGUGCAGGUAAGUUUCAAUCCUGAGAACAAACAAAAAGGCAUUUUACUAACUGGCUCAAAGACCGAAGUACUGAAGGCAGUGGACAUUGUCAAGCAAGUCUGGGAUUCAGUCUGUGUUAAAAGUGUCCAUACUGAUAAGCCAGGAGCCAAGCAGUUCUUCCAGGAUAAAGCACGGUUUUAUCAAAGUGAGAUCAAACGGUUGUUUGGUUGUUACAUUGAACUACAGGAGAAUGAAGUAAUGAAGGAGGGAGGCAGCCCCGCUGGGCAGAAGUGCUUCUCUCGGACAGUCUUGGCCCCUGGCGUUGUGCUGAUUGUGCAGCAGGGUGACUUGGCACGGCUUCCUGUCGAUGUGGUGGUGAAUGCAUCUAAUGAGGACCUUAAGCAUCAUGGUGGCCUGGCCGCUGCGCUCUCAAAAGCAGCUGGCCCUGAGCUCCAGGCCGACUGUGACCAGAUAGUGAAGAGAGAGGGCAGAAUCCUACCGGGCAAUGCCACCAUCUCCAAGGCAGGAAAGCUGCCCUACCACCACGUGAUCCAUGCAGUGGGGCCCCGCUGGAGCGGAUAUGAGGCCCCGAGGUGUGUCUACCUAUUAAGGAGAGCUGUGCAACGAAGUCUCUGUCUAGCCGAAAAAUACAAGUACCGAUCCAUAGCCAUCCCAGCUAUUAGUUCUGGAGUCUUUGGCUUUCCCUUAGGCCGAUGCGUGGAGACCAUUGUUUCUGCCAUCAGGGAAAACUUCCAAUUCAAGAAGGAUGGACACUGCUUGAAAGAAAUCUACCUUGUGGAUGUAUCGGAGAAGACUGUUGAGGCGUUUGCAGAAGCUGUGAAAACUGUAUUUAAAGCCACCCUGCCAGAUACAGCUGCCCCGCCAGGUUUACCACUAGCAGCAGCGGGGCCUGGGAAAACAUCGUGGGAAAAAGGAAGCCUGGUGUCCCCGGGAGGCCUGCAGAUGCUGUUGGUGAAAGAAGGUGUGCAGAAUGCUAAGACCGAUGUUGUUGUCAACUCCGUUCCCUUGGAUCUCGUGCUUAGUAGAGGGCCUCUUUCUAAGUCCCUCUUGGAAAAAGCUGGACCAGAGCUCCAGGAGGAAUUGGACACAGUUGGAAAAGGGGUGGCUGUCAGCAUGGGCACAGUGCUCAGAACCAGCAGCUGGAAUCUGGACUGUCGCUAUGUGCUUCACGUGGUAGCUCCGGAGUGGAGAAAUGGUAGCACAUCUUCACUCAAGAUAAUGGAAGACAUAAUCAGAGAAUGUAUGGAGAUCACUGAGAGCUUGUCCUUAAAAUCAAUUGCAUUUCCAGCAAUAGGAACAGGAAACUUGGGAUUUCCUAAAACCAUAUUCGCUGAAUUAAUCAUUUCAGAGGUGUUCAAAUUUAGUAGCAAGAAUCAGCUGAAAACUUUACAAGAGGUUCACUUUCUGCUGCACCCGAGUGAUCAUGAAAAUAUUCAGGCAUUUUCAGAUGAAUUUGCCAGAAGGGCUAAUGGAAAUCUCGUCAGUGACAAAAUUCCGAAGGCUAAAGAUACACAAGGUUUUUAUGGGACUGUUUCUAGCCCUGAUUCAGGUGUGUAUGAAAUGAAGAUUGGCUCCAUCAUCUUCCAGGUGGCUUCUGGAGAUAUCACGAAAGAAGAGGCAGAUGUGAUUGUAAAUUCAACAUCAAACUCAUUUAAUCUCAAAGCAGGGGUCUCCAAAGCAAUUUUAGAAUGUGCUGGACAAAAUGUAGAAAGGGAAUGUUCUCAGCAAGCUCAGCAGCGCAAAAAUGAUUAUAUAAUCACCGGAGGUGGAUUUUUGAGGUGCAAGAAUAUCAUUCAUGUAAUUGGUGGAAAUGAUGUCAAGAGUUCAGUUUCCUCUGUUUUGCAGGAGUGUGAAAAAAAAAAUUACUCAUCCAUUUGCCUCCCAGCCAUUGGGACAGGAAAUGCCAAACAAUACCCAGAUAAGGUUGCUGAAGCCAUAAUUGAUGCCAUUGAAGACUUUGUCCAGAAAGGAUCAGCCCAGUCUGUGAAAAAAGUUAAAGUUGUUAUCUUUCUGCCUGAAGUACUGGAUGUGUUUUAUGCCAACAUGAAGAAAAGAGAAGGGACUCAGGUUUCUUCCCAACAGUCUGUGAUGUCUAAACUUGCAUCAUUUUUGGGCUUUUCAAAGCAAUCUCCCCAAAAAAAGAAUCAUUUGGUUUUGGAAAAGAAAACAGAAUCAGCAACUUUUCGGGUGUGUGGUGAAAAUGUCACGUGUGUGGAAUGCGCUAUCUCCUGGCUACAAGACCUGAUUGAAAAAGAACAGUGUCCUUACACCAGUGAAGAUGAGUGCAUCAAAGACUUUGAUGAAAAGGAGUAUCAGGAGUUGAAUGAGCUGCAGAAGAAGUUAAAUAUUAACAUUUCCCUGGACCAUAAGAGACCUUUGAUUAAGGUUUUGGGAAUUAGCAGAGAUGUGAUGCAGGCUAGAGAUGAAAUUGAGGCAAUGAUCAAGAGAGUUCGAUUGGCCAAAGAACAGGAAUCCCGGGCAGAUUGUAUCAGUGAGUUUAUAGAAUGGCAGUAUAAUGACAAUAACACUUCUCAUUGUUUUAACAAAAUGACCAAUCUGAAAUUAGAGGAUGCAAGGAGAGAAAAGAAAAAAACAAUUGAUGUCAAAAUUAAUCAUCGGCACUACACAGUGAACUUGAACACAUACACUGCCACAGACGCAAAGGGCCACAGUUUAUCUGUUCAGCGCCUCACGAAAUCCAAAGUUGACAUCCCUGCACACUGGAGUGAUAUGAAGCAGCAGAAUUUCUGUGUGGUGGAGCUGCUGCCUAGUGAUCCUGAGUACAACACGGUGGCAAGCAAGUUUAAUCAGACCUGCUCACACUUCAGAAUAGAGAAGAUUGAGAGGAUCCAGAAUCCAGAUCUCUGGAAUAGCUACCAGGCAAAGAAAAAAACUAUGGAUGCCAAGAAUGGCCAGACAAUGAAUGAGAAGCAACUCUUCCAUGGGACAGAUGCCGGCUCCGUGCCACACGUCAAUCGAAAUGGCUUUAACCGCAGCUAUGCCGGAAAGAAUGCUGUGGCAUAUGGAAAGGGAACCUAUUUUGCUGUCAAUGCCAAUUAUUCUGCCAGUGAUACGUACUCCAGACCAGAUGCAAAUGGGAGAAAGCAUGUGUAUUAUGUGCGAGUACUUACUGGAAUCUAUACACACGGAAAUCAUUCAUUAAUUGUGCCUCCUUCAAAGAACCCUCAAAAUCCUACUGACCUGUAUGACACUGUCACAGAUAAUGUGCACCAUCCAAGUUUAUUUGUGGCAUUUUAUGACUACCAAGCAUACCCAGAGUACCUUAUUACGUUUAGAAAAUAACACUUUGGUAUCCUUCCCACAAAAUUAUUAUCCAUUUGUACAUAUCUAGUUGUAAAACAAGUUUUAGCUUUUUUUAAAAUUCCUCUUAACAGAUUUUUCUAAUAUCCAAGGAUCAUUCUUUGUCGCUGAAGUCAGUCUUUCUUCAGCUUCUCUUUCAUAAUGGAAAUGAACUUAUUAUCUUGAGAGCAAAUAACUUGGAAAAUUUAAAUGAGAUAAUGCAGUUACAACUGUGUGUCCACAAGUAUGGACAUCAAAUCUGUGGGAAAAGAACAGGUUUGUAUUUUCAGGAAGGAGAGAAUAACAAUCUUACAGACAGAGGGCACAGCUAAGCACAGCUGCCACUGCAGGAGACAGGCCCCAUGUCAGGAUGCCAUAGUGCUGUGGGGAGCACAGUAUUACCCAGUGGGUAGGGCUUCUGUCUUCCCUGGGAGCAGGGAUGGUAUCUUAGUCAAUUUUUUUCCCUUGGGAUGAGGUCUGUGCCUGAUGUACAACGGAUACUCCAUAAAUGUUUGACAAACCAACGAAGAAUGAAAAAAAGCCUAGUCAGACUCCCAUCCAAAGUAGGAACCAUCUCUUUAACAUUCUUGACUCACUAUCACUUUACCUCAAAUUGAGCAGAUUCCAUGACGGAACUUCAUUCUUCACAAACUAGCCAGUGACAUGUGGGACAGCUCUGGCCAGGGCUCUGGGACUGCAGUGUACUUGCGCUCUGCACGGUCCAGGAGCUGUGAUGUGGCUGUGGUCUAGGGGAAUCCUGCCCCGUGGAGUUGCGCAGCAUAACCCUGGCUCCAGUUGCCAGAAGGCUCUUUUUAAUGCUGAACCAAAAUGUGCCUUUUUUUUUUUUUUUUUUUUUUUGAGAUGGAGUUUCACUCUUGUUGCCCAGGCUGGAGUGCAAUGGCGCGAUCUCAGCUCACUGCAGCCACUGCCUCCCAGGUUCAAGUGAUUCUCCUGCCUCAGCCUCCCGAGUAGCUGGGAUUACAGGCAUGUGCUAACACACCCGGCUAAUUUUGUAUUUUUAGUAGAGACGAGGUUUCUCCAUGUUGGACAGGCUGGUCUCGAACUCCCACCUCAGCCUCCCAAACUGCUGGGAUUACAGGUGUGAGCCACCGUGACCAGCCAAUGUGCCUCCUUAUAGUGUCUACUCAUUGGUCUUUGUUCUGCCCAGUGAUAACAAUGGGAUAACGCCUGCUAGACAUCUUCAUUGUGAAACCCUUCCCCUGUGCUGAGAUUAAAUGAACUCUAAGAUUAUUAAAUAGUAUAUUUUCCUUGACAGCCUAGCGUUUGAUAAUUUUAAAGCCUUAUGUAUAAAUAAACCAAAGGAAGUAAGCAGUCAUAUUGCUAAUUUGCUAACUCCUGUCUAUUGAAUGGUGAAGUUUUAAAAAUUUCCCCAGGUAAGUUUAAGAUUCAAACACCAUCUAUUGAGCACCUACAUUGUGUGCCAGGUAGUAAAAUAGGUGCUUUCACACACAUUGUCUCAAUUCCUGUGAGGUCAGAAUUAUCUCUGCAUUUGAAACUUGAGGAAGCAUGCUCAGAGUGCAAGAAGCUUCCUUGCCUGAGAUCACCUAGAAAGGAACCCUCAGAGCCGGCAACUGAAUCUUGGUCCCUGUGAUGUCAAGCCCAUUGCUCUCCCACUGCAGAACAUGGCCUCUAGAUUAAUGCCACCGAUUCAGGAACACCUCCGACAGUCUUGAAAUACCCCCAUCUUGCCUUGUUUGUUUUUUCCUUCUGGCUUCUUCUAUUACAGUCUCUUCAUUUGAAGCUCUGUAGGCCAAGGCCAGAGCUGAUACUGACACGGAGCCAAUGCAGAUAGCACAUCAGAUGCUAGGGGUCGCUGGGAGGAUUAAGGGACUUAAUCUGCUAGGAACACCUGUACUUGAAGUGGAGGAGGCUAGGGGGCCACAGUUGCUGCUUCAUUAACAUAGAGGUUUUGGAUUUUUUCCUCUUGUCGUUUGUUUUUGAAGUGGAUUGGCAGACUCCUUGUUGCUUAAGAGUGGCUUUCUAGGCAGGCCACUGUCAUCUGAAUUCAUCAUUGACAAUAAAUGUAAGAAAUUGGAAUAAAAAAGAGAGACCUGCUGUUAUUCGCUUUUGUUCUCCAGUGAUUUGAUUAACUCAGGGCAAGGCUGAAUAUCAGAGUGUAUCGCACUGAAGAAUAAUAAUCCAUUCAGUAAUGUUAUAGUUAUCCUCAAUCUAAAUAUGUCAACUGUCAUUUUGCUCCUUUUCAAAUAAAAUACUUGAAAACUGUCA